AUGUUGGCAAUAGCACCAUCUUUCAGGUACUUGUUCGCAGAAAAUGGUACCUAUGGAGGAGUAACAGUGAACGUCGAAAAAGGGGAUGAAAGCGAAGGAUUUGUUGUUCGCGAAUUCGCUAUAAAUAAAACAAAACUGAAGGCGUACUGUAUCAUGGGAUGGAAUGCUGAUGCGGAACCGCCAAGAGGAUUUCUAGCUAUCCACGACAAGAUUCGAAGCGCCAUCGGCACUGAAUGCAAGAACCCUGUGAUGUUGAUUUGCAAGGACGGCUGUUCUCGAUCUGGGCUGUUCUGUCUGUUAGAUAUCGAGGCUGAGCGGGUUCACUCCAAAGGAAGAAUCAAAUUCGCGGAAUCUGUCAAACAUAUACGGUACGAUGCUUUCCGAUUUGAACUGUACCGUGUUCGUGUGGUGGCCAUCAAGGGGACUGCGCCUCGAAAAGGCGUGGUGGAGAUGUGA
Cooperia oncophora is the source of this 456-nucleotide messenger RNA. The record is from the annotation of a GenBank genome assembly. Lineage: Eukaryota; Metazoa; Nematoda; Chromadorea; Rhabditida; Trichostrongylidae.